AUGUUCAGAUUUAUUCUUCUAUCAACGUUGCUGGUCGCCGCUUCGGCGCAGUACAACGGUGGCUACCACCGCGACCCCAAGACGGCCGCCAUCCUCAGCGAGCAGCGGUAUCUGUCCGGUGAUGGUAAGUUUGGUGCCGCCUAUACGCAGGAGGAUGGUACCGACUUUAAGGAGGAAACGGAUGCCCAGGGUAACCGUCGCGGUUCGUACAGCUACGUCGAUCCGACCGGCCAACGACGCACCAUCUCCUACGUUGCGGGCAAGAAUGGCUUCCAGGCUUCCGGCGACCAUCUUCCAGUAGCCCCGCCGGCACCACCACAGCCUGCCCCGCAGCCACAGUACCAGCCGCAGCCGCAGUACCAGCCCCAGCCGCAGUACAACGAUGGCCGUAGCUACGAUGACGAUGGCCAGUACGAUCCGCGCUGGAACGAUCCCAACUUCGGCCAGAACCAGUACUCGGCUCCGGCUCCUGCUCCGGCACCGGCCCCGGUACACAACUAUCAUGCCGCACCGGCUCCAGUCGCUCCCGCGCCACAGUACAACCAGCACAACUACGCCCCGCAGCCACAGCAGGCCCCGGCCUGGACCACUACACCCGCUCCGCACCGCUUCCAGCCACCAGGCAAGCUGCAGCUGAACCGAACCCCCGACGGCUACAGCUACACCUUCAACAAGGUCUAG
Messenger RNA from Anopheles marshallii, 681 nucleotides. RefSeq names its product larval cuticle protein 1 (gene Cpr100A). Gene Ontology annotation, cellular component: chitin-based extracellular matrix. The coding region runs from base 1 to 681 and encodes 226 amino acids. NCBI's taxonomy places the organism in Eukaryota, Metazoa, Arthropoda, Insecta, Diptera, Culicidae. The record is from RefSeq and is a predicted model, not a curated record. Gene Ontology annotation, molecular function: structural constituent of chitin-based larval cuticle. The transcript has 3 exons.